Molecule: messenger RNA, 3708 nt
Organism: Python bivittatus (Burmese python)
Lineage: Eukaryota; Metazoa; Chordata; Lepidosauria; Squamata; Pythonidae
Gene: XPNPEP3
Product: X-prolyl aminopeptidase 3
Biological process (GO): proteolysis
Cellular component (GO): mitochondrion
Molecular function (GO): manganese ion binding; metalloaminopeptidase activity
Source: RefSeq, a predicted model, not a curated record
GACUUACUUUCCUUAUACAGAAGAGAACCAGUUCUAAGGAGGGUGAAAGCUAGUUAUUUUAGGUACCCCCUCCACUUUGCAUAGUUUUAAAGAUGUUUUUAUUCUCUCAGUUUCAACGAUGACACUUGUAACUGAUUCAGUGCUAGGGUGAAAAAGUACUCUGAAGACCACGAUAAUGUUAUAAAAGAAACGUUUCCUCAGUUUAAGAUAGAGGUUUCAGAAACUGGUCAAUUUAGGUCUCAAAAUGGCUAACAAAAUAAUACCAAAACUUUUCUGUAAUACCAUGGCCGUAAUUAAGCUGAGAUUUUAAAUCUCGUUAAUCUCAAUGGGGAGGAGGAAAAAUAGACGGUUAUACAAUUUCCAGUGGAAAUCAGUGGGAUUAAAAGUGCUUAAGUUUGGCUGGAAUGCACUUUACAUACCUUAUGAAGUGUGUCAUAAAAUGACAUAUAACAAUCCUUACAUUUAUUAUUCACUUUUCCAAGGUUUAAUCUUGGAGUUGUUUUUGGAAUUGUAUGUAUAGCCUGAUCCUAUGUAUGUUUAUAGUAGAGCAAAACUCAAGGUGUAAUUUACAUGUAAGCUAAAAUGUGGUUUAAGUGCCACCUAGGCUAAUAUAACUUGUUCUACAAAACAUGCUUUUUUAAAAAAAGUUCUAGCCCAGGGAUGUGUGAAUUGGGCUACUGAGUUGAAUCCUAAACAUACUUCCAAGCUGCAAGUUUUGUUUCUUUCGGAAAUUAUCCAUUCAACCAGUUCAACAAAGGAAGAUUCCAAAUCGAUACCUAGGUCAACCUAGUCCUUUCACACACCCACAUCUUCUUAAACCAGGAGAAGUAACACCAGGAUUAUCACAAGUGGAAUAUGCUCUCCGUAGACACAAGCUGAUGGCUCAGAUACAGCAAGAAGUGCCAGGGCCAGAUCACACAGUAAUUCUGCUUUCAAACCCCACGUACUACAUGAGCAAUGAUAUUCCAUAUACCUUUCACCAGGACACUAACUUCCUAUAUCUGUGCGGGUUUCAAGAACCUGAUAGUAUCUUAGUGUUGCAAAGUGUGCCUGGCAGAUCUUUGCCAUAUCACAAAGCUUUACUAUUUGUUCCAAAACGGGACCCAAGCCGAGAGCUGUGGGAUGGGCCACGAUCUGGCACUGAUGGAGCAAUGGCUCUCACUGGUGUGGAUGAAGCAUAUACCAUGGAAGAGUUUAGACAUCUGAUAUCUAAAUUGAAAGAUGAAUCUUGCAUGGUUUGGUAUGAUUUUGCUAAACCUGUGCAUCCACAGCUCCAUUCUGAUUAUCUGCUACAUCUGGCUGAGGUCAAAGCUAGAAGCAAUAACCGUAUUCGUGCUGUCCAGCAUCUAGUGCAAAACUUACGGCUGAUCAAAUCUCCUACAGAGAUUGAGAGGAUGAAAUUUGCUGCCAAAGUCACAUCACGGGCAUUCAUAGAGACAAUGUUUACAAGUAAAGCUCCAGUGGAUGAAGCAUUUCUGUAUGCUAAGUUUGAAUUUGAGUGCCGGGCUCGUGGUGCUGACAUUUUAGCUUAUCCUCCUGUGGUUGCAGGUGGCAACAGGUCCAAUACCUUGCAUUAUGUGAAAAACAACCAACUUAUCAAGGAUGGAGAAAUGGUUUUAUUGGAUGGAGGAUGUGAAUACUCUUGUUACGUGAGUGACAUUACCCGCACUUGGCCCAUCAAUGGCAGGUUCACUAGUCCCCAAGCAGAGCUGUACCAAGCUAUACUGGAAGUCCAAAAGUCAUGCCUAAGAGUUUGUUCUUCAGGUGUGAGCCUAGAAAACAUCUACAAUUUAAUGCUAACUCUCAUUGGACAGAAGCUAAAAGAGUUGGGAAUCCUAAAGGAAAGCACUAGUGAGAGCCACGUCUUCAAGGCUGUUCGGAAAUACUGUCCACAUCAUGUAGGGCAUUAUCUGGGAAUGGAUGUUCAUGAUACACCUGAUGUAUCCCGAUCAACCCUCCUCCAGCCAGGCAUGGUGAUCACCAUUGAGCCAGGCAUCUACAUACCUGAAGAUGAUACAGGUGCCCCUGAAAGAUUCCGUGGCAUUGGAAUACGCAUUGAAGAUGAUGUGGUGGUGACAGAGAAUGCACCAUUAAUCUUGUCUGCAGAUUGCCCAAAAGAGAUCUAUGAUAUUGAACAGGUCUGCAGCUGCAGCCUUUGAUUGUUCUUCACUGCCUUUUAUACCUUGCUCAGGUUUAGAUUGGAUACAUAACACAGAUAUAUAUAUAUAUAUAUACAUAUAUGUAUGUAUGUAUGUAUGUUAGAUAUAUAACACAGUUCUUCAUAACGCAGUUAUAAGAUUGCUUAAUUUGAUAGAAUCACUAAUAAAAACUACUACUUGCAAGGAACUAUGUAAAUAUUUUGGAGAGCACAAUUACAAUAUUUAAAUGGGAAAAAUGUACAUUGCUAUUCAACAUGUAUUUUAAAGUUAUGUUAAUACUAAAACAAAGCAGAUGAAGAAACAGAAUUCUGCAUCCCAGCAUCUCAUCUAUUUUUUUCUGUGCAUAUACUGUAGUAAUAUUAUUUACAGAGAUGUAUUGAAUAGCAGCUGCUAUUUCUCAGACUGUGUAUAUGUGUGUCCAUAACAGUUAAAUUUCAGCUUUAAUCUUUUAUUUUAGUUGUAAGAGCUGAAAAAAAAAAGUGUUUUCAGGAUACAUACAUUUCCAGUGUAUGAAAGGAGAGCAAAGCCUCCACGAAAACCUUGAAAUUAGAGGGGUUUUUUUCUUUUUCAGAAGAUACAAGAAAGGCUGUAUUAUUGGGAAAUACAUUAAUGUAAAAAUGGGGGUAUUAAAUAUAAAAGACAGUUAAAAACAAAUCCCUGUGCAGAAUUAGGUGUGACAAAACUUUUGAUCAAAAUGUGUUUAAGCACCCAGUCCUGCAUGCAUUGAUGACUGAGCUUUAGUAAUUAAAAAAAUGUCAGUUUUAGGUUAAUAAUAAUAAUAUGAACUCAUUUGGUAAACACACAGUGAAUCAGACUAGAUUCAAAAUGAUUAUCAGUGGAGUUUUGAUUACUGUAUUUUUCUUCUUUAUGUAUUCAACCUCUCAUAGGGGAUGUGAACACAGAAGCACUUUAGGAUCCAAACUAUGGAAAGUACAGCAUUUAUAUUAAAUUGCCAUUUUAUUUUAUUGUAAACAGCCCAGAGUCGCUCAUUGAGUGAGAUGGGCAGUGAUUAAAUUUGAAAUAUAAAUAAAUAUAAAUAAAUAUUUUUUUCUUGACUAAAAUACAUAGAAAUGGUAACCCAGAAAGUAGUAAGGCUCCAAUUCUGUAUAUUGUGGAGAAAUCUGGCAAGUGAUAUAAGACUAUAUAUUUCUGAGCUGCUGCAAAGCAUCAGGAUUUUUUAUUUGAAAUUCUUACAGAGUAUUCUGACUAUUUUGAGGUUGAGGUCUUAAUACCACAUACUGUAUUAUCAGAGGAUCAAAACAAAGAUUAAAUUGAGAAAUCAACAACUUUCUUACAAGUAGAAACAUAAAAAUAAGUACACAAAUAAGUUAACAAAUGUGAUUAAAGCUUGGUAAUCCUUUAGUUGGGUCAAAUCAAAUUGUUUACUAAGGAAUUUUUAUAAAAGGUGAAAUGUUACAUAAUUAUCUGUUGAAUGCAUUUUGUGAAGCGUUUUUUGCAUUUUUGAAAGAAAGAUAUUGUAUAUGUACAGUGUAAUUAUUACAGAUGUAUAAUAUACAAAAAGUAUUUUAUUCUACUAAAAACAAAAAGA